CCACAACCCCCCGCGCGCCCGCCGCGUCCCCUCAGCGACCCCCGGCCCGGCCCGGCCCGAUCCCCGCGGCGAUCCCAAACCCCCGCCCGGUCCCGGUCCCGGCACGGCCCCCGGGGGCGGCCGGACCCCCCUCCCCGCCCUGCGGAGCGGGGAGCGGCGCCGGGCAUGCGGGCGGUGGCAGCGGGCCGGGAGGUGGGAUGCUGUCGCGGAAGAAGACGCGGACGGAGCUCUCCAAGCCGGGCGAGGUGCAGGGGAAGUACGUGAAGAAGGAGACGAGCCCGCUGCUGCGGAAUCUGAUGCCUUCAUUUAUCCGGCACGGUCCGACCAUUCCAAGACGAACUGAUAUCUGCCCUCCCGACACUGCAUCCUCUGCCUACACCCCCGGGGCAGAUGGAAUCGUUUCCAGGAACCAGAGCUUCCUCCGAACUCCGGUGCAGAGGCCGCCUCACGAAAUAAUGAGGCGAGAAAGCAACAGACUGUCCGCACCCUCCUACCUUGCCCGGAGUUUGGCCGAGGUGCCGCGGGAAUACGGCUCCUCCUCGCAGUCCUUUCUUUCGGAAGGCGGUCCCGGGCUGGAGAACGGCGACACCGGAGCCCGCGGUUAUUACUACGAUCAUUUCUACGACGCCCAGAGGAGACGUCAGCUCAACGACCGCCUGCACGAGGACUACAACAGGUAUUAUGAACACAACAGUGAUCUUUUCCAGAGGAUGUCCCAGAAUCAUGGGAGGCACACUUCAGGCAUUGGGAGAGUUGCUGCUACAUCUUUAGGAAACUUAACAAAUCAUAGUUCUGAAGAUUUACCUCUUCCUCCUGGCUGGUCAGUGGACUGGACUAUCCGAGGAAGGAAAUACUACAUAGACCACAACACGAACACAACCCACUGGAGCCACCCUCUGGAGCGGGAGGGGCUCCCUCCGGGCUGGGAGCGCGUCGARUCCGCCGAGUUCGGGGUCUACUACGUGGAUCACAUCAACAAAAGGGCUCAGUACAAACAUCCCUGUGCUCCCAGUGUUCCCCGUUACGAUCAGCCACCCCCUGUGUCCUACCAGCCACAGCCUGCGGAGAGGAGCCAACCCCUGCUGGUCCCUGCCAACCCCUACCACAGCGCUGAGAUUCCUGACUGGCUGCAGGUCUAUGCCAGGGCUCCUGUCAAGUGAGAUUCUGCCUUUUUUUCUUCUGCAUUUCACACUGAAAAUGAAAAAAAAUU
This is a messenger RNA of Malurus melanocephalus (red-backed fairy wren), 1210 nucleotides long. It is a transcript of the gene SAV1, whose product is annotated as salvador family WW domain containing protein 1. NCBI's taxonomy places the organism in Eukaryota, Metazoa, Chordata, Aves, Passeriformes, Maluridae. Gene Ontology annotation, biological process: regulation of cell population proliferation; hippo signaling; apoptotic process. Gene Ontology annotation, molecular function: molecular adaptor activity; protein binding. The record is from RefSeq and is a predicted model, not a curated record. The transcript has 4 exons. Bases 198 to 1160 code for a protein of 320 amino acids.